This is a messenger RNA of Micropterus salmoides (largemouth bass), 2669 nucleotides long. Its product is annotated as rho guanine nucleotide exchange factor 18-like. Gene Ontology annotation, biological process: small GTPase-mediated signal transduction. Lineage: Eukaryota; Metazoa; Chordata; Actinopteri; Centrarchiformes; Centrarchidae. Gene Ontology annotation, molecular function: guanyl-nucleotide exchange factor activity. The record is from RefSeq and is a predicted model, not a curated record.
UGAACGUUCACAAGAGCUGCAAGUCUCUGCUUGGUGACUGCACCAGCAGCAAGAAUAAGAGAGAUUCGCUACCGAGGACUGGGUCAUCGGGAUCUCCUAACUUUGCACUAAAAGACCGGGACAGAGAGCGGGAGCAGUCGGGCUCAGCCUCAUCGCAGGCCCUGGAUGGCCACUCAGGGUUUCUCAGCACCCCAGGCAUGACCAUUAGUCUGUGGGGACCUAGCACUCAGUCGACUGCCGCCCAUACCACCAGUUCCACCGCAGCCUCUGCCUCCAGCCUUGGCCAUAGCCUCCGUCACCACAAUAGCUCAGGGUCCCUCCCCGGGGAGAUGGAUGAGAACGAUGCUCUCCGCUCCAAACGCUGCAACGAAGAUGCCAUUUCCCUCGCUCCCUCCACCACUGAGUCCCUCGUCAUUGUCGAAGAUGCUCACUAUGCAGCCGUGCGGGCUGAUCUGGAGUCUGAUGCCCAGGAUCUGGAGGCAGAGUCGUGGAGUUCGGCAGUUGACCAGCAUUAUGUUAAGACGUACUCCAAAGAAAUGGUGAAGAGACAGGAUGUCAUAUAUGAGCUGAUGCAGACGGAGAUGCACCAUGUGCGAACACUGAAGAUAAUGCUGCGCGUGUACGUCCGGGAGCUAAAGGAGAACCUCCAGAUGGACUCGGGCAGGCUGGACUGUCUGUUCCCCCGCUUGGAAAACCUUCUCGAGCUUCACACACAUUUCCUGUCUCGUCUCAAAGAGCGGAGGCGAGAAAACCUUGUGUUGCCCAGCGACAGGAACUACACUAUCAACAGGGUGGCAGACAUUCUUAUCACGCAGUUCUCGGGUGAAAUAGGAGAGAGGAUGAAGGACAGUUAUGGAGUUUUCUGCAGUCACCACACUGAGGCUGUCAGUUACUACAAAGAGCAGCUGCAAAACAACAAAAAGUUCCAAAACAUCAUACGGAAAAUCAACAACCUGUCCAUUGUGCGGAGAUUAGGUGUGACUGAGUGUAUUCUGUUGGUGACACAGCGCAUUACCAAGUACCCAGUACUAGUGGAGCGCAUUCUGCACAACACUGAAGCGGGUACAGAGGAGCAUGAGGAUCUGACUCGGGCGCUGGGCCUGAUCAAAGACACCAUCGUUCAGGUUGACGCGCUUGUUAAUCUCCACGAGAAGAACUCUCGACUCCGAGACAUACACAACAAGAUGGAGCCAAAGGCGCUGGGAAAAAUCAAAGAUGGCAGAGUGUUCCGCAGGGAGGACCUGGCACAGGGCAGGAGACGGCUGCUGCACGAGGGCACAGUCAACUGGAAAGCUGCUUCUGGCCGGCUGAAAGAUAUUCUUGCAGUGCUCCUGUCAGACGUGUUGCUGUUGAUUCAAGAGAAGGAUCAGAGAUAUGUAUUUGCUACAGUGGAUAACAAGCCGUCAGUGAUCUCUCUUCAGAAGCUGAUUGUCAGGGAAGUGGCCCAUGAGGAGAAAGCCAUGUUUCUCAUCUGUGCUUCCUCCAAUGAGCCAGAAAUGUACGAGAUCCACACCACCUCCAAGGAGGAGCGGAACAGUUGGAUGGCACACAUACGGCAAGCUGUUGAGAGUUGUCCUCAUACAGAAGAGAGGCUGUUCAGCGAGGAGGAAGAGACACGAGCUUUCAGGUUCAAAGAAUUUCAAGAACGGCUGAGCCAGAAGGAUGCAAUGGUUGUCCAGGCUCUCACUGAGAAGCUGCAGCUGUUUGCGGACAUGGCGGAGUCUGUGGCAGGUCUAGAGGACAAAGCAUCACAUUCCAGACUUUUGCUUCGAGGAGACGCCUCAGACCUCCAGCAGGGGGAGGCCCUGCUCAAAGGAGCAAUCACUGAGGUGGAGAACCUCCAGAACCUACUGCAGUCCGGAGUGAGGGAGGAGGCUCCGAUGCCACGGCUGGAGGAAGGGUGCGGCUCUGGGAUUCUGCCCAGGAGAGCGGAUACCUUUGGGGGCUAUGACAGCAGCCCCACCAUCCUCAGUAAGAAUGGCAGUGUGAAGAAGAACUUUUCUGCUGAGUCCAGAAACAGAAGCCAGAGAGCCAGCUCUGACCCUCAGCUCAAAGACCUCUGUGGCAGCCACACCCUGGAGCAGACGGUUGAUGAGAGCUGCUGCUCUCCUGCCAGAUGGAACCACAUCUGGUCUGGCUCCUUCCCCGAGGCUGAGUUCUUUGACAGAGUGCUGAUGCUCUCCCAAAGGCUCUAUAGUCUGCAGGUAAUACUAUCCCAUCCAGUGUUUAUGAAAAUGGCCAUCAUAUCACAGCAGGACAGUCAGAUUGAGCUCCAACGGGCCUCAUUGACAGAGCGGGCCUCCCUGCCCGGCCGCCACAGAGGGAACGUGCUCCUGGAGCAGGAGAAACAGCGCACUCUGGCCCUGCAGAGAGAAGAGCUGGCCAGCUUCCACAAGCUGCAGUCUCAGCACCGGCAGGAGCAGCAGCGCUGGGAGAGGGAGAGGGAGAGGCACCGCCAGCAAGUCGAGGCUACAGAGGCCAGGCUCCGACAGAGGGAGGAGGAGUGCAGACGGCUGGAGGAGCAACUGGCAGAAGAGAGGAAGGAGCUGGAGAGUCAGAGGGAGACGUACCAGCAGGACCUGGAGAGGCUGAGAGAGUCCACCAGAGCUGUGGAGAAAGAAAAGGAACGCCUGGAACACCAGAAGAAGAUCAAACGGAAGACUAUUGAG